AUGGUUCCCUACCAUCCGGAUUCUUCUGUUACAAAGAAUAAUAAAACGGAUUCAACAAGUUCUGAGAGAAAGAAGAAAGCAAUGUGUAUCUUGUGCGUUGUCAUACCGUUGUUGAUUAUUUUCCUGGUUUUUGGCGUGACUACGUGGAUGAUGAUUCCGGGCUCAAAGCCCUCUUAUUCCGAACCACUAUGCAGACCCGUCCUGGCUAUUGCAACAGAUGAGGACGGGGGGCACUCGAUUAACGUUUUCUCUUUAGAAGAUACCGGAGACUCAAUUUUUGACAUGGAUCCAGAAACGCUUAAUUUUUUGUUAAAACUGAAGAGAGGAAACGAGAAGAAUUCUGAAACUAUUGAAAGUCGUACUACUAUACCGACACACUGA
Caenorhabditis remanei is the source of this 381-nucleotide messenger RNA. RefSeq lists its product as uncharacterized. The transcript has 4 exons. The coding region runs from base 1 to 381 and encodes 126 amino acids. NCBI's taxonomy places the organism in Eukaryota, Metazoa, Nematoda, Chromadorea, Rhabditida, Rhabditidae. The record is from RefSeq and is a predicted model, not a curated record.